UUUUACAUUAAAGUUGUCACUAUUGCUGAGUAACAAGUUAAUGAGAUAAGAAACGGAAAGAACUCUUAAAGAAAUGGAUGAAAUGGAUCUCUCCGAUAGUUCCAUCGAUACAAAUAGGUUCGAAGGUUCUGAUGGUGAUCUAGACCUAAACCGAGCUCUCAGUCGUAGCUCUAGUUCUGAUAGUGAUGCUCCAAAUGAUCAAUUGGGGAAUAAAGGCAAAUACACCACCAUUACAGCCUUAAACCUUCAGGACAACCUAGCUGAAUUGUUUGAAGAAAAUAUACUGACAGAUUUUGACGUUACGGUUGGUGAUACCGUAUUUCACUGUCAUAAAAUUAUCUUAUGUGCUGUCUGUAAUUACUUCCGAUCUAUGCUUCAAUCUGGAAUGGCAGAGUCUAGUUCUGGACACACUAGUUUAACAUCCAUAACCCCAGAAUGUUUUCAAUCUGUAUUAAAUUACAUUUACAGAGGGAGUCAAAUUUUUAAUCUUGACAUCAUUGAAGAACUUUUUGAAGCUUCUCUUCUUCUUCAAUUUGAUCUACUUGAAAACUUCUGUAAGGAGUACAUGGCUGAAUCGUUAGCACCAAGCAAUUGCCUGGUUUUUUAUCACCUGUCUAAAAGACACAGUUGUGAAGAUAUAGCAGAUCUUGCUUGGAAUAUGUGUGUUACUAAGUUUGAAGAUGUCAUGGCUGCAACUGAUCUUCAAGAAUUGAAGGAAGGCACACUGACCAAACUACUUACAGACAAAAAUUUGAAAUUUACCAGUGAAGAUGUUCUAUGUACAACUAUAAUAGAGUGGGUAAAUGCUGAACCAGAAACACGAUUAGAUUCUCUCCCAGAAUUGUUUAACUUCAUCUGUUUACCAGAAGUAUCUGGCGAGUUCUUAUAUAACAACCUAUAUAAGAAUGAACUGAUAGAUAAAUUCCCCUUGAUUACCCAGGCCGUAGAUGAUGCUAUCAAAUGUCAUCUGAUACCUACCGAAAAGAAAAACAUGGUAAUGAGGCAAAGGACAAUAAGAGAUGUCAAGAAAUAUCGUCGUGUAACAGUUGUUUUAGGGGGAUGCAUUACCGACUGUGAAAGUCUGAAUAACAUGUCUUGUUGGGAUGAUGUUUCACUUUCGUGGUAUUCUCUAUCUUCUAUCCCACAACAUUUGGGGACUGAUUUUGCAUCAUGUGUUUUAGAAAAUAAGAUAUAUGUUUCAGGCGGAUCUAAGGGCUUUGAUUCUGUUUUCUGUUACGAUCCAGCUGACAACACAUGGUCGAAUCUUCCCAAAUUAAUUGUUGGCAGAGAAGCACAUGCGAUGGUGGCAGUUGGUAGUACACUCUAUAUUCUUGGUGGUAGAAAUGAUAAGCGC
Lottia gigantea (owl limpet) is the source of this 1354-nucleotide messenger RNA. RefSeq lists its product as hypothetical. The record is from RefSeq and is a predicted model, not a curated record. NCBI's taxonomy places the organism in Eukaryota, Metazoa, Mollusca, Gastropoda, Lottiidae. Gene Ontology annotation, molecular function: protein binding. The annotation marks the transcript as partial. The transcript is spliced from 2 exons.